Messenger RNA from Drosophila biarmipes, 1037 nucleotides. Its product is annotated as pro-corazonin. The record is from RefSeq and is a predicted model, not a curated record. The coding region runs from base 449 to 922 and encodes 157 amino acids. Gene Ontology annotation, molecular function: corazonin receptor binding. Gene Ontology annotation, biological process: positive regulation of heart contraction. Lineage: Eukaryota; Metazoa; Arthropoda; Insecta; Diptera; Drosophilidae. The transcript is spliced from 2 exons.
CACUUCACUCCCUUUGGCAAUGGGCACAAAUUACUUUUUUCGGUUCGAACAAUUUUAGCUCAAGCCUUUGGCUUUCACCACCCGUUUGCGGUGCUUCCUCGGGAAAAGUGGUGGUUUUCCAAUCAGCAAAUGCAUUCAGUUUGAGCAGCCAGCUGGCGCAAAGUGGGCGGAGGGCUCGGGGCAGGGGGCGUGGCCAUAUGUGGGCGCUAACUGCCUUCUUGAAACAAUUGGGUGCUAAUAAUCCCCGGUUAAUCUGAAUAAGUGUGUGUUGCUGGAGGCAUUGAAGCAAGGAUUCUGGAGGAAAGACCCAUCACGCAUCCUUCGGCAUCCAUCGAUAUAAAAGCCGCUGAGGAGCACCAAGGGUUCAGACGCAGCUGUGAUUCCAACGCGAAAGGAACCCAUCCAGAUUUCCGAGAGUCCUGUGCACAGGACAAUCCUCAGCAGAAACAUGUUGCGCCUCCUGCUGCUGCCGCUCUUCCUCUUCACGCUGUCCAUGGCCUGCAUGGGCCAGACGUUUCAGUAUUCCCGGGGCUGGACGAAUGGCAAGAGAUCCUUCAACUCGCCAUCUCCACUGCUGGCCAACGGGCACUUCCAUCGGGAUCGGGGAAGCGAGCUGGGCUUCACGGAUCUGUACGACAUUCAGGACUGGAGCAGCGAACGCAAAUUGGAGCGAUGUCUGACGCAACUUCAACGUUCAAUGAUUGGUCGAAACUGUGCCCCGGGAUCGGACUUCAAUACCAACCGAGGAGAUGCGGAUACUGAGAGCAACACCCAUCCCAGACUCUCCAAUAUUAAUAACGAAAAUGUGUUGUACUCCAAUGCCAAUAUCCCGACUAGACAUCGCCAGACGAAUGAGCUGCUCGAGGAGCUGACUGCCGCUGGUGGAGCUUCUGCUGAGCCGAAUGUAUUUGGAAAACAUUAGCUUUUAUCUCUACAGACGAUUCAAUAUGAAUGUUAUUUAACUAGCAAAAAAUGCUACAAAAAUGUAAAAAAAAUAGUUGUUAUCGUUAAAUAAAUCUGAGGCUUUUUACCCAUAA